Messenger RNA from Naegleria gruberi, 1296 nucleotides. RefSeq lists its product as uncharacterized. Gene Ontology annotation, molecular function: purine nucleosidase activity. The coding region runs from base 1 to 1296 and encodes 431 amino acids. Lineage: Eukaryota; Heterolobosea; Eutetramitea; Acrasida; Naegleriidae. The transcript has a single exon. Gene Ontology annotation, biological process: purine nucleoside catabolic process. The record is from RefSeq and is a predicted model, not a curated record. Gene Ontology annotation, cellular component: cytosol.
AUGGGCAAUCAAUACUCACUUCCACCACACACAAAAGAAGAUUUGAAACAAAUCCCCAAGAACGAUUUGCUCAAAUUAAAAUUCGAUAUGACAAUUAAACAGAAAUUGGCCGAGUCCAUGAUCGGAUCAAACUCUUCAUCAUCGUCGUCGGUUGUCAAUUUAAUUUUCGAUACGGAUAUUGGAAGUGAUAUUGAUGAUGCGUUGGCUUUGGUUUCAGUGUUGAAUUUACCGAGAGAAGCCGUGAAUGUGUUGGGUGUGACAACUGUCUAUGGUUAUGUUGAAGUGAGAAGUCAGGUAGCUUCGAGGAUUGUUCAAGCAUAUGCAGAGGAUGAAUUUGCAUCGAGUGGAAGAGUGGUGGAUAUUCCUGUAUUGACUGGAUCUCACUAUUCAAUUGAUGAUCCAAUUGUUUUGGAUCCAUGUUGGCAUGCAAAUACGGAAGGAAUUGGUUUAUUCAAAGAUGAGGAAAUUGAAAAGAUGAAACAAUAUCAAAAUUGUUAUUUGGAUAGAAAUGAAUUAAUGAAACAACACUCAAAGAAGGCAGCUGAAUUUAUUGUACAAAAAGCUAAGGAAUUGAAUGGAAAUUUGGUGAUUGUAUCAUUGGGUGGAUUGACCAAUGUUGCAAUGGCCUAUCAAAUGGAUAACAAUUUGACAAAAUUAGUGAAACGAGUUGUUUUUAUGGGAGGUGGAGUAGUUCCAGUUGGAGGUACCAUUCCAGAUAAUUUUGAAAGAGGCGUCGAAUAUCAUUGCCACUCAAAUCACAAUAUUAGACAAGAUCAAUUUGCUGCCAAUGUAGUUUUUUCAGCUGGAUUUGACGUUUAUUGUGUUGGACAUACUGUUACUCAUUCAGUUUGGUUUGAAGGAAAAACAGUUGACUUUUUGAGAACACUCUCAUUUCACAAAGGACAAAAUCCAUACGAAAAUGAUAAUAUUAUAGAAUCUUAUGAUCCACAAUAUCCUAAAAUGGCUCAUAUUCUUGGUACAUUAUUGGAUGUGUGGCUCAAACAUCGAAGCGUUGUUUUUAGUAAGACAAUCAAGGGAACUUGUCCACAUGAUGCCUUAACAACCUAUGAAGCAAUUUUCAAUCAACAAUUUAUCAAAUACGUACGAGGACACUUUAUUGUAAAUGAAACUGAUGGCAAAGUUUGUUUCAUCUAUGAUCCAGAUUAUGGUAAGGUCAAUGUGGCCAUUGGUUUUCAAAACGAUCAAAUGCCAGCUCAAAUGCUCUCCCUCCUUUCUGAAUCUCUAUUGAAAGCUAUUCCAAAAGAUGAUUUACAUCUCUAUGGACUCCAUUUGUAA